[Candida] anglica is the source of this 1167-nucleotide messenger RNA. NCBI's taxonomy places the organism in Eukaryota, Fungi, Ascomycota, Pichiomycetes, Serinales, Debaryomycetaceae. The record is from the annotation of a GenBank genome assembly.
AUGACUUUUGACGCUCUUGUUACAGAAAAGAACACAGCUCGUUCGUUGUAUAAGGAAAUAGAAUCGGUUAGAAAACGCACAAAUGAUAUUGAUUUAACUAGUGCAGCAAUAGAUGUCUCUCCAUUACCAGAUCAUAGGCUUAGUCUUCGAAAUCAUGACACAUUGAAGGGGCACAUAGACAAAGUAGUAGAUAUUGAUUGGAGUUCAGAUUCUUCUCGAUUAUUGUCUGGAUCACAAGAUGGGUUAAUGUUAUUGUGGGAUCCUGUUUCAGGUUAUAAGAAACAUGUUAUCCCACUUCAAAACCAAUGGAUAUUAACAUGUGCUUAUUCUCCAAAAAGGAACUAUAUUGCCUCAGCAGGCCUAGACAAUGCAUGUACUAUCCAUAGAGUUCAUAAAGAUCCUGAGUAUGGUGAAUCAUUUUCGACACUGUCCGUUUUCAAAGGACAUACUGCUUAUAUAUCAGCUUGCCAAUUCCUUUCAGAUGAUUGCAUUGUCACUGGUUCUGGUGAUAUGACAUGUGCACUUUGGGAUUGUAAACGAGCCACGAAAAGUAGAGAUUUUGUUGAUCAUUUAGGAGAUAUACUUUGUUUGAGUACUAAUGUAGAGUCUCAAAUGAAUCCAAAUAUAUUUGUAUCUGGAGCAGCUGAUGGGUAUGCAAGAGUGUGGGACGUUCGUCAACAGCCAUCUUCUCAAAGCUUCUACACCUCUGGAACGGAUAUAAAUUGUAUUAGAAUGUUCCCCAUGGGACAUACUUUUGCUGCUGGGUCCGAUGAUGGAGUUAUACGUCUUUAUGAUAUGAGAGCAGAUUGUCAAAUAUCAACAUUUAGUCUUCAUGAUGAAAUGAAGGCAUUUGCUUCGCAGCUGCAGGUUUAUAGAGAAACACAAGGAAAUUCAUUUGGCGGAUCUCCGGAAAGAUCGAGUAUAAACACUUCAUAUUCUUCAUUAUAUUCACCAGGGGUAAAUUCUCUCGAUUUUAGUAGACUGGGUCGUAUAUUAUUUUCAUGUUACGCUGAUUAUGGCUGUGUUAUGUGGGAUGUUCUUAAAUGUGAAGCAGUUGGAAUGUUAGGAGGUCAUCAAAGUAAAAUAAGUCAGGUUAGAAGCAGUCCUGAUGGAAUGGCAAUUGCAACUGCUCUGUGGGAUUCAACAAUCAAAAUUUGGGCUGUAUGA